Messenger RNA from Alternaria triticimaculans, 3150 nucleotides. RefSeq lists its product as uncharacterized. The record is from RefSeq and is a predicted model, not a curated record. Lineage: Eukaryota; Fungi; Ascomycota; Dothideomycetes; Pleosporales; Pleosporaceae. Bases 1 to 3150 code for a protein of 1049 amino acids. The transcript has 3 exons.
AUGGCCCCGUCAUCAGUUCUGAUCAUUCCGAUGGAUCCCAUUAGCGCAGUCUCCAUCGCGACGUCUAUUGUGACAUUUAUCGACUUCACUGUCAAAGUCGUACUCCUCGGCCACGAUGUUCAUCAGGAAGGCACCACCAUCGGCGUUUCAGAGAUCGAGCACAGAGCGCAGGAACUCAAAUCCUGGGUCAAUGGCUUGCGUGCACCAAUCAGCGGUCGUAAAGACUCGCUCAAAGAUGAAUAUGAGGCGCUUGACCGCAUCAUUGCAGGUUGCUCUGAAGUCGGGACGGAAAUCAUCAAAUAUCUUGAGGAACUCAUCCCAAAAGCGAAUAAACAAUCUACAUGGAAAAGUUUCCACAUUGCGCUUCGGACUAUCCUGAAGAAAGGAGAAAUCGAAGGGCUUGUCAGAAGGCUUGAAGGUUAUCAACAGGACCUCUCGUUACGCCUCCUUGCCCUGCUCAACGCGAAGACGGAUGUACACUCGUCAGAAGUGACUCAGCGCCUUGAUAGUCUCGAGACGGCGAGCAAUCGCAUUGUGCAGAUCUUGACGUUCACACAAAGUUCUUCAGAACCAUCGGCGUCACCUCGCGAUCUUAGGGCGGAUCCUGAAAACAAGAGCGAAAGUACUAGGAGAGAGAAAGUGCUCCGCGUGAUUCUGGGGCUUGAAGAUGGCACCACGCUUUCAGUCGCCGACCAACAUUUCGCACUUGCCGCCCAAGAAGACUCGGCCCCUGGCAACUCAAUCGAGCGUGUGAUCACGUUCAGAGAUCAGUCCAACACAGAGCCUGUGGAAACGGUCUCCAACGAGCGAUUCUCGCCGCUUUCGACCAAAGUCUUAGCCGCGCUCAGUUAUCGUGGCCUACAAAGCAGAUUCAGCGAUACAGCCAUAGCUCAUCGUGACACAUACGAGUGGAUAUUUAAAGCACCCGAAAAAGACCGUCGUUGGUCCGACUUCGCGGAGUGGCUCCGUAGCGGAAACAGUUUGUACUGGAUCUCAGGAAAGGCCGGAAGCGGAAAGUCUACCUUGAUGAAGUACAUUUACUCAAACUCUACAACCACUGAACUUCUCGACUCGUGGAGAGGUGGUUCUACGUUGCUGCAGGCUAGGUUCUUCUUUUGGGCGGCCGGACAUACCCUGCAAUCAUCACACGAAGGUCUGUUACGAGGCCUGCUGCACACGCUUCUUUCGCUAUGUCCACGGCUCAUACCGUCCGUCUUUCCCGAAAUCUGCACAGAGAUCGUCGCAGGACGUGAGUUGAGCCUCUCCUGGACGCUCUCAGAGCUUAUAGAAGCUCUUCAUCUACUGGUCGGAAACUCCAAAGGCCUCAGAAUUUGCCUUUUCAUUGAUGGACUGGACGAGUACUCUGGAGAUCACGGUGAACUCAUUCGUGUUUUCGAAACACUGUCUUCCUACGACAACGUGAAGCUGGUGCUGUCGAGCCGACCCUUAGUAGCGUUCAAUGACGCCUUCGAAAACAUGCCUCAGCUUCGGCUACAAGACCUGACGUAUCAAGACAUGAUGAAGUUCGUCUCUGACAGGCUAGAUCACUCUCGGGGUUUAAGGGACAUGGAAGAGUUGGAUCCAGAGCUCCGCUCAACCUUGGUUCGUGGCCUAUGCGACAUGUCAGCCGGCGUUUUUCUCUGGGUAGUGUUAUCGCUUAAUUCGAUUCUAGAAGGACUACAAAAUGGUGAGACGGCAUCUACGUUGCAACGCAAACUCGACUCGCUCCCCCCGGACCUCCACGAAAUGUAUAAGCGCAUGUUCAGCUCGCUAGACCCGGCAACGCAAAAGAGUACGGCUCGGAUGAUUCUCAUAAUGCUGAGGAGCAAAGAAGUACCAAGUUCCGAGCCAAUGAGCCUUCUUCAACUAGCUCUAGCCGACAAAGAGGACACUACUGCUGAAAAGGCUAUCACCGAGGAAAUGCGAAUCAUGCCGCCAAACAAGCGACGAUCCCUAUGCUCGUGGAUGGAUAGAAGGAUCAAUGGCCAUACAAAAGGCUUGCUUGAAGUCACACGCCAAGACAAUAUCGCUGAACGAGGCUCGUCUUUGAUGGACGCAUGGGUCGAGUUCCACCACAAAACUGCAAUCGACUUCUGCCGCUCUGAUGAGAUAUGGGCCCUACUGAAGGCACAGGCUGGCUCUAACUUCAACAUCGAUCUGACUCUACUCGCUGCAUGCCUGCUCGAAAUGAAGGCAUUGCCUUCCGAAAGAGCGGUUGUAGCGGACGCCGACCGUUCAUUUGCGAACUUGCGGCAAGGACUCAUGUAUGCCAGCUUCCUGGAAGAACGUAACCUUCGUCCCUAUACGGCUUUACUGGACGAUAUGGAAAAGACUAUGAGGCUUCACUGGGCGAAGGCGACAAAGUUCAAAAAGCGAGCGUUAGACGACGAAUGGACCGCAGCGAGAGACAUGACAUUCGAACGAUUCGCCGAACAACAACAAACCAAUGCCAAUACAGGGAGAUACGAGCGUCAUGAUAACCAGCGGAACCCUGCGUUCUUGAGUCUUGCCAUGCAAUUUGGCUGUUAUCUCUAUGUUGCCGACAAAGCCUCGUGGGAAGAAUCCAUCACACCCCAACAACGAAGUACGCUGACCUGUGCACUCAUACGGUACUACUUGACAACGGAUUUUAUGCGCAAAGACGGAUCAGGAACAAAAGCGGUCACUGCAAUUCUUCAAAUCCUUGAUUUGGAUGCCGAAGCUGUAAUACGCAUGGAUCUACGGAGGUGCUGGAAGACGUUCGUUUUGUGCCUGGAUAGUGAAAUCGAACCAUCAUACUGGUCUCAGAACGCGAACAACACAAUGGACUUGUGCCUUGCUUUCCUUAAUGAUCGCGAGCUCCGACUACAUCCUGACAUAAAUGCUUCGGAGGUCCGAGACUUGCUCCGAGUGUUUCAUUAUAGAGUGGUGGCCGCAAAUUCACCAAGCGCAAAGAGCGAUAGCACCCAGCAAGAGCUAGACGAGUUCAACACGAAGUAUGACAAGGCUCAGACUAUACUCGCAACGGAAUGGAAGAAGACCGAUAGCAAAACUCGGAAGUGGCUUGGGCUUGUGUUCAUGUUGUUCGCGGCGGUCCUUUCGUUGCUUGUUUUCAGUCGCAACGGUUCAUUGAUUUCGUAUAGUAGCUUGGACACGACACGAGAACUCUAG